AUGGCGCGCGCGGCAGACCCCACACAAAUGAUCAUCUUCCCCAUCGCGGAGGAGGUCGAGAUCGACACACCUUCAACUCCAGCUGGGGAAGUGUGGUCGAAGGUACUCAACGUGUUCGAGAAUUGGGCUGGAUUCCGCCGCAUGUACUGGGGGAGACACGUGGAAGAGCCUGGACAGGUGCAUCUACAUAUCGUCCGCGAUUCGCUCCAUCAGCAUUAUGCCCUGCUGGCCUCACCCGAAUGGCAGCAACUCACUCACAGUCUGACGGCGCUAGGCGUCUCAAGUGCCACGUUGUUGACCGUGCGGCAUGCGAUGAUGUCCGAGUUCACACCUCAGCCCAAGGCUCUGGGCAACGGUGCGCCUGUCACGGGCACGGCCAUCUAUCUCACCCCUGACCCGGCCGGGUGGGAAGCGACAUGGGCGCUAUGGACGACGAUCGUACCGAAGGUACCUGGAUGUCUCGGGGUCACCGGCGGAUGGAUGGUGGAGCCGAUGGAGGAGCAGUUGUGUUAUGUGGUGUAUGUGGGAUGGGAGAGCGUGGAGGUGCAUGACGCGUAUCACCACACGAACCAUUUCCGUCAGCGAGUGGUGAUUCUGCGUGAGCAUAAUCAAGGGUAUCGUGAGUAUGGGCACGUUGCAUUUAAGCAUUCGCGCAUUGGGCGCCCGGCGAAUUUGUAG
Messenger RNA from Penicillium subrubescens, 678 nucleotides. RefSeq lists its product as uncharacterized. Bases 1 to 678 code for a protein of 225 amino acids. The record is from RefSeq and is a predicted model, not a curated record. The transcript is spliced from 2 exons. Lineage: Eukaryota; Fungi; Ascomycota; Eurotiomycetes; Eurotiales; Aspergillaceae.